Aspergillus homomorphus CBS 101889 is the source of this 661-nucleotide messenger RNA. RefSeq lists its product as uncharacterized. The record is from RefSeq and is a predicted model, not a curated record. Bases 147 to 515 code for a protein of 122 amino acids. The transcript has 2 exons. NCBI's taxonomy places the organism in Eukaryota, Fungi, Ascomycota, Eurotiomycetes, Eurotiales, Aspergillaceae.
UCCCAAUCAUCAAUCACUACACACACCACCACCAUCAAGUCAAACCAUUGCCCUUCAUCAGGACUGUCAUGACUUGUCGUUCACAAUUGUCAGACGUAGAACCCUUUUGAUUUGCCGAGUCAACUUGAAUCCCUCCCAAGCAUGGCAUGGCAUGUCGCCAUCCAUGGCGCAAUCCGCUGUCAGCAGUCACGAUAACUAUACAACCGGUCCCAACGGCUGCAUAUUAUUCUGGUAACAGCAGCCAGGCACCUUUGUUUUGUCCUCCUGUCACAUCACAAUCUACUUAUGAGACCAUAAAUGACCAGGGGCCGAGGAGAGAAGAGGGGGCGCUGCUCCCCGGGCUUGUGGCCGACGUCUGUGCACGCCAGAGUGUAGCUGCUUCCGAAGAAGCACCACAGCCCCAGCAACUCCUUUUUCCUUCCCCAAUCCUUGACCGUUUGAAUCUCGAGCAUCGCGAUCUACAAACCUCGCUUGUGGUUAGAAUGGUCGAUCCGCCAACCAGGUCACGUGAAUGAAGAGGACAUGCCUUGCAGCCAGAGAACUUGCUCGAUACUUUCGGAUAAUGACCUCAGCGCCAGGCACAUCCGCACAGCACUGGUAUGUGUGAUGAUACAUAUAACAGGGCUUCAAUGUUGGCUCUGAAGAAACGAAAGAAUGAAAC